AUGGCCCGGAAGGAUCUAUCAGCUGUCACUGCCCCGGGCAGCGCCGCAAGCCUGUUGGAUAAGGUGCAUAUGAUGGAGACCAUUAUCCAGCUCUUGGUAUUCGAGCUGUUUGUCGGCGGUGCGUCUUCCGCGGCAUUGCAGCCGCAUCUCACCCCGGCUCUUGCGCUCUUUGAGAAAUUGAUAUCAAGCCGCCUUUCGCUUCGUCACAUCUAUUCUCCUAAUCCUUGGCAUCCUUUCUGUCGUGGCACUACAAAGAAGCACCACGACUACGCGCCUACCACGACCGCUUCCUACCAAGACCGAGUCGGAGAACUAAACGGGCCUCUCGGUCUAUCAUCCGUCAUUGGUGGUAGAAAUUGCGUGUUGCGCGCCAUGAGACGCAUUGCCGCCCUCUCCGAGUUGGGCGAAAUCGCAAACCGAGCUGCCGAGGCCGAGGACGACGAAGCACACCGUCCUCUACGUGAAUUCGCCAGCAGCACGUUCCAGAGCCUCUUGCCAACCCGCAUCUGGACCUGGGCCACUAGCAUCUACCUCUCCGGGACUGUCAACGGGUGGUCUCCCGGCGAGUCGGGGGUGUGCAGCUGA
Molecule: messenger RNA, 585 nt
Organism: Parathielavia appendiculata
Lineage: Eukaryota; Fungi; Ascomycota; Sordariomycetes; Sordariales; Chaetomiaceae
Exons: 4
Coding region: 1-585 (194 amino acids)
Source: RefSeq, a predicted model, not a curated record